Molecule: messenger RNA, 849 nt
Organism: Dovyalis caffra
Lineage: Eukaryota; Viridiplantae; Streptophyta; Magnoliopsida; Malpighiales; Salicaceae
Source: the annotation of a GenBank genome assembly
AUGGAAUUCCUGUGGGUGAUUUGUGCCGAUGGACCUCUCAUGAGUCAGUUUCAAAACUGGGCUUCAAGAAUGUAUUCUUGGUUAAUGAGACAAGGCACAUUAUCAACCAAGUCUUUAAUUGAUUGCUUACCAUCUUCUUUGGCAAAGUUAAGUCUUGCAGACUGCAAUUUAAGGGAUGAUGUCAUGCUCAAUAAUCUUAGUACAUUGCCUUGUUUGGAAUUUUUGGAUCUAAGUGAAAAUCCACUUCAGCACCUACCUGAAAGCAUUAACAGCUUGACAAGGCUUGAUUCUCUUGUGUUACAACGAUGCACAAGGCUCAAAUCACUUCCAAGCCUACCAAGUAGUUUGGAGACUGUACUAAUGAGCAAUUUUGGACCCCUUUUGGGACUACUGGAUGUCUACAUAUUUGGUAGCAAAGAAGAACCAGAUAAGCUUCAAGGCAUGUUCAAGUUAGAUCCAAUGAACCAAUUUGACAUGGAGAUGAUCUAUAAUGUUGGUUUGCAGAAAUCAGAGUCCGUAUUUCAUGAUGGUGGCAUACGUAACAUAUAUGUAGCCGUGCGUGAGAUUCCAGAUUGUGCCAAAAUUAGAAUUGAAGCCAAAGAUAAAGAUUUCGAGUAUAGCCCAGAAAUCUUUGGAAUUCCAGAAGCCAACGAGGAUAUGUUGUGGUUAAGCCACUGGACACUUAGUUACAUGUUAGAAACUGGUGAUUCAGUGGCGUGUUCAGUAAUUCUGCCAUCUUCUUUUCAAGUGAAGAAGUUUGGUAUCCACCUUGUUUAUCCGUGUCAGAAUCCAACAAAGAAGGAAGAUCAUAACAUACAAUACCUCCCUUUGCCAGAAAACUCCUCGUAA